This is a messenger RNA of Macroventuria anomochaeta, 387 nucleotides long. Its product is annotated as DUF1754-domain-containing protein. The coding region runs from base 1 to 387 and encodes 128 amino acids. NCBI's taxonomy places the organism in Eukaryota, Fungi, Ascomycota, Dothideomycetes, Pleosporales, Didymellaceae. Gene Ontology annotation, cellular component: nucleolus. The transcript has a single exon. The record is from RefSeq and is a predicted model, not a curated record.
AUGCCGUCAGACUACACAACCACCGGCGGUGGCCUCAAAUUGAAAGGCGUCGGUGUCGACAAAAAGAAAAAGAAGAAGCGACCCAAGCCCACCGAAGCUGACGAAUCCUCCACUACAGACAUCGAGAAGCGCACCUUGAAUCCUGAAGAUGUGAAGUCACUCGGCCGAUCAUUGUCGCCAGACGCCGCCGAACAAGCGAUCAAGGAGAGCGGCGGGAGGAAAAAGACCGAGGCUGAGAAGAGGCAUGAAGAAUACAGAAGGAAGAGGUUGGAGGAGAAGUUGAAGCGCGAAGGUGUCAGGACACACAAGGAGAAGGUGGAGGAGCUGAACAAGUAUCUGAGCGGGCUGAGCGAGCACCAUGAUAUGCCCAAGAUCGGCCCUGGCUAA